AUGGAUAGUUUGGAAAUAGUGCUUGAUCGCCGUGACGGCUACGAGCCCGGACAACAAGUUAGUGGAAAAGUGAUCCUCAAUAACUGUACGGAAAUCAAAGCUAGUCAUUUGACGAUUUGUAUUCACGGAGGUGCUUUCACACAUUGGAGUGAACAUAGAUAUAGCGAAACUGUAUACUUCUCAUCUACAGUUGACUAUGUCAAAGAAGAAUUUUUAGCAUGGAGUGCUAGUGAGGAAAACAAAAAGUUUCCCAUCGGUCACCACGUGUUUCCUUUCAUUUUUCAACUUCCUACUGGAAUCCCACCAAGUUAUGAAGGCGCCCACGGACGAGUUCGCUAUUCAGUUCGCGUCGAGCUCGAUAGGCCAUGGAAGUUUAGCAAAACGCAGCAAGUAUAUUUUCAAGUUAUCAGCAAUGUUGACCUGAAUACACUGGCAUAUGGAAAUAACCCAGUUGCUAAAAGAGAAGCAAAAGACAUUGGGUCUGUGUUCAAAAAAGGGAUUGUAACCACAACAAUCACGAUUCCAAAACAAGCAUAUGCACCCGGGGAGAGUCUCCCAAUCAUUAUCAACAUCGACAACUUAUCCACAAGACCUGUUUACUGUAUCCGAGCGGAACUACUUCAGCACACGCAUUAUCACGCUACCAAGAAUUCCAUUUUCAGUAGUUCUAAGGAAUACCACAAAAAUGAAACCAAGAUGGUAGCAGAGAGUAGAAAAACCAUCAAAAUAGCGGCGAAGUCAGUAGGAAAUGAAGAAUUAAGCAUUAAAAUCCCAAAACUGAUACCGAAUUUUGGGUGUCCUAUCAUCAUGGUUGAAUACUGUCUCUCUGUAAAAGUGGACACAGAAACAUCAAUGAACAACACGUUGCAUUCCGAGUUUCCUAUUUUCAUUGGCACUGUUCAAAUUAAUAAUUCAAUGACCUUUUCUGGCACAAUCAAUGAGAAAACUGAUUUAAUGCUAUUGCCACCACCCUAUUCCUGUUCAACUCCAUCCGCUCCCACCGAUGAUUCACCAAGCCCAUCUGCUCCUCCUCCAACUUAUGAAGAAUCAUUCUCUACUAUAAAAAAUUAA
Molecule: messenger RNA, 1071 nt
Organism: Caenorhabditis remanei
Lineage: Eukaryota; Metazoa; Nematoda; Chromadorea; Rhabditida; Rhabditidae
Exons: 5
Coding region: 1-1071 (356 amino acids)
Biological process (GO): protein transport
Cellular component (GO): cytoplasm
Source: RefSeq, a predicted model, not a curated record